Messenger RNA from Lacerta agilis (Sand lizard), 3700 nucleotides. RefSeq names its product terminal nucleotidyltransferase 5C (gene TENT5C). The coding region runs from base 147 to 1310 and encodes 387 amino acids. Gene Ontology annotation, biological process: mRNA stabilization. NCBI's taxonomy places the organism in Eukaryota, Metazoa, Chordata, Lepidosauria, Squamata, Lacertidae. The transcript has 2 exons. Gene Ontology annotation, molecular function: RNA binding; poly(A) RNA polymerase activity. The record is from RefSeq and is a predicted model, not a curated record.
CGGGGCGGGGUCCCGCUGGAAGGCGGGUCUCUAUAAAGCUAGACACGCAGGGCGUCCCCUGCAAGAAAACUCUGGCCGCCGCUGCUAUCGCUGCGCGUUUUGGAGAGGAGCCUGCGGCGCUUUGUUACUUAAAAGAUCAACCUACAAUGGCAGACAACAGACCAAAUGCUGAUUCCUUGUCCCGGAGUGUGCUCAGCUGGGAUCAGGUCAGUCGUCUUCAUGAGGUCCUGUCCGAGGUGGUGCCAAUUCACGGAAGAGGCAACUUUCCAACUCUGAAGAUAACUCUGAAGGAUAUUGUCCAAACUGUUCGCCGCAGGCUAAGUGAAGCAAACAUUAAGGUGCACGACGUCCGUCUGAAUGGUUCUGUGGCAGGUCAUGUCUUGGUCAAAGACAAUGGACUGGGUUGUAAGGAUCUCGACCUUGUCUUUCAAGUAUGUCUCCCAAGUGAGACUGAGUUCCAGUUGGUCAGAGAUGUGGUUUUGCAGUCUCUAUUAAAAUUCUUGCCUGAAGGUGUCAACACAGUAAAAAUUAGCCCCAUGACCCUUAAGGAAGCCUACAUUGAAAAGCUGGUGAAGGUGUGCACCGAUAUUGACCGAUGGAGUCUAAUCUCUCUCUUCAACAAGCAUGGCAGGAAUGUGGAGCUCAAGUUUGUGGAUCGUAUAAGGCGGCAGUUUGAAUUUAGCGUGGACUCGUUUCAAAUAAUACUAGACUCUCUGCUCUUCUUCUAUGAUUGCUCAGAGAACCCAAUGUGCGAACAUUUCCACCCAACUGUGAUUGGAGAAAGCAUGUAUGGUGACUUUGAGGCAGCCUUGGAUCACCUUAAGAACAGGCUGAUAGCCACCAAGAACCCUGAGGAGAUUCGAGGAGGAGGCCUCUUGAAGUACAGCAACCUGCUUGUGAGGGACUUCAAGCCCAUGGACAAAGAGGAGAUCAAAACCCUUGAGCGUUACAUGUGUUCUAGGUUCUUCAUAGACUUUCCAGACAUUCUGGAGCAGAAGCGCAAGUUGGAGACAUACCUCCUGAACCACUUUGCCGAAGAGGACAGAAGCAAAUAUGACUACCUAAUGACCUUGCGUGAAGUAGUCAACGAGAGUACGGUGUGCCUCAUGGGACAUGAGCGAAGGCAGAUACUGAACCUCAUCUCCCUUCUGGCGCUCAGAGUGCUGGUAGAGCAAAACCUCAUCCCGAAUGCCACCAAUGUCACUUGCUAUUACCAGCCAGCUCCAUAUACCAGUGAUGCAAACUUCAGCAGCUACUAUGUUGCAGAUACCUAUGGCCAGUCUCAUCCCACCUGGCUGCCUUGUAACUGAUUUUGAGCUUCCCAUUUUUCAAAGCCCCCCUAACCAACUAGGUCUCAUACCAAUCGAAUGGCUCCUGGUUCUCUUCCCUCAUUCCUUAAAUAGCCUUGGUCAGCCCAUAGAGUGUGCCUCAUCUUUCCUCGUUUCCUCUCCUCUCCUCUCUAACUGGGGGAACUGUCCUAAUGCUUGUAUAUGUUAUUGCCCAAUGUUUCUGGAAACUGAAGAUAGAAAGAUGCUGUUGGGGCAAAGCCAGAGUAGUAGUAACUGCUCGAUUGCUUCCAUGCCAUGUUGUCUUCUGAAGUUUGAAUUAAGUUACCUUUGCAAAUAAUGAGGACUAGGCUGAUAUGACUAUGGAAGAUCAUAGCUACAAUCCUGUAUGCCAUUAGGCUGUUCAAAGUCAAUAGGACUGAAGCAGCUUCUGAAUUGUAUGCAGGACUGAAGCCAUUUUCUUUCCCCUCAAAAAGUCUUAAAUUAGCAGUUGACUCAUUGCUGCUGUAGCAGGACUAAAGAAUGAAUUUUAGUUUGGAGAGGAUAAUGAAGUCUGCCAACACUGUCACUUUUAGUUUAAAGAAAUGAAGGCUAUCCUAAAUUACAUGAUGCAGAAAUUCUAAGAACCCAAGUCAAGCAUUUUUUUUUAAAAGCAAAGUACUAGAAAAUAUAUGGUAAUUAUGAAACUUAAGUUUAAUAUAUUAUUUUCCACUGAUGCUUGGACUGACCUGCCAGGGAAACAGGGAAUACUCCCUGCCCCCCAGAGUUCAGCUGAAACUGCAGGAUUUUCCCCAGGUCUCUGAUGUCACAAGUCUGAUCAGUAGGAAACUGGGAUGGCUAUACUUUGUUGUGUUUAUGUAUUGUACCAUUGGCUUGUAAGUAUGCAUAGUUAUGGAUUUCUAGAGUACAGCAGUAUUGUUGAAGACAAAUUGGUAAAAAAAGCUCACUUGAAAUAAUUGUCCCAAGCUUGUAGAUGGCUUGGACUGGAAGAUGGUUUCUAUAACAUGGAUUUUCUAGUUUCGGGGGUGAUUCCCCUUGAAAAACGGGUUCAUUAAUUUGUUUAAAAAUAGAAUCAUUUAUUUAAAAAUGAUAUUUUUGGCCAAAGGUCAGUUGUGUGCCCCACCUCCUCGGCAAGCCUCAAAGUAUAUAAUGGGGUGCCUUCUCACAUGUGGUGUUUAAAGAACCUGGCUUUAAGAAAGGAUCCUGCAAAGAAGUGCUGUGUCCUAGCACCACAGUCUAAGUAAGGCUGUUAAAAGGGAACAUGGUAUAGACUAGAGAUAUGGAAGACCCAGGGGAAAAAAUGGCAAAAUUGGGGGAACACAUGUCCCCCACCCCCCAAUCCAGGCCUUCACAUCGGUAGUGCAAAGGAUCAGUGUUAUGGUUGGCAAUAUUAAUUUGCACUUCUGUUAAAGGAAUCCAUGUUUUGAUGAACUGUCACAGGUAUGGGAAAUGCAAAUACUGUAGUGGGUCCCAGCAGAAGUCUUGAAAUUUGUCUAUCAAAUUCAAAAGGCAGUAAAAGGAAAACAACAACAACCUCUUAGGCAAUAUAGCUUUCCACAGUGCUCCUAUAGCCGAAAGGCCGGCCACCUACUUAAUGGGUGAACUUUCUGUACAUUUCCCCCAAAAGGAAACUAAGCUAAGGUUAGGCGGGUGAUCGCAAUAGAAAUACUUACCUGGGAAAAACACUGUGUUUGGAUGGCAUUGAGUUAAUGUGGAAUAGUACUUGGCCCCCUUCUCAUUUAAUUGUUCAAAACAAGAGGGCAGAGGGUUUUCUUGUUCUUAGUACUGCUACUUCUGCAACACAGAGAUAAACACUAUCUGUAGCAAUGCAGAUGUCGCCGGCUGUUCGAAAGCAGCAGCACCUUGAGUGAAGUAGUAGUUGAACAAAACGGAUAAGCGGGGGAAGUGUAGGGCUUCUGGUUUGAGUGCCAAGGAGCUGUCAGUUUCAAUUGCUUUUGGCCAUUCUACACAUUUUUUUGCUGAGUAAUUUCAGACUGCCCGAAUGUUUCUUGACUGUGCUCUUCUGCCUAUACAUCGAUCUGCCCGCAGAGCAAGGCACAUACUUACUCUUAAUGUAAAGACUAGAAACUGCAGCUUUGCUUUCUUUCACAGUGACUGUGUCUUGGGGGGUGGGGGAGGAACAGAAAGAAGGAUUGUAUUAAGUGGGGCUACAGCAACAAAGCAAAGUUUAGAUUCCCCCCCCCCCUCAACAAUGAUCUCAAAGUUGAAAUGGACUAUAAUCUUAAGAGUAGCAUUUCUUUACACUGGAAGAAACCUUUUUCCAUGCACGUCUGGUAAAUAUGUAUUUCUUUAAAUUGUAAACCUAAUGACAGUUGCCAGAUGAGCAGAUCUUAUAAGAUGCUUAUCUUAUUUUGGUUUCCUUAAGGUGAAAAAAUAAAGUCUGUCAACUUAAA